GCGAGGCGGAGUCUCUGGCGGUGGCGGCGGCGUGGUUUUGUAUUAUUUACGGAGAGCCCCUCGGAGAUUAGAAUAUUAGCGAAGGGGAGAAAUUUAAUAUUGGGAGUAAAGUGAAGUUUUAUUGGUAUAUGGUCCGUGGCCGCGGCCGCAAGGGGAUGCCGACGCCGGUUAGCAGCGCCCGCGCGUGCCUGGCGGCGGAGGCGGGGGUCGCCCUCGACGAGGGGGUGGCCGUCGCCAGACGCCGCGCGCACGCGCAGACGACGUCCCUCCAUGUCGUGUACGCGCUCCUCCUCCAGCCCGCCGGCGGAGGCGGAUCCGGAUCCGGCGCGCAGUCUGCUUCUUCUUCGAUCCUGCGCGAUGCGCUCUUGCGCGUGCGGAGCGUUGCGUACUCGGCCAGGAUGCAGCUCAGGGCGCUCGAGCGAUGCUUCGGGAUGGCGCUCGACCGGCUGCCUUCGUCGUCUGGGGGUCAAAGGGAGGGGGGCGGGGAUGAGCCGCCGGUGUCGAACUCGCUUAUGGCGGCUAUAAAGAGGUCUCAGGCGAACCAGAGGCGGAAUCCUGAGAGUUUCCAUCUGUACCAGCAGCAGCAGCAGCAGAACGCCGCCACCGGCGUCGUGUCAACCUUCUCCGGGGUGAAGGUGGAGAUGCAGCAGAUGGUUCUUGCGAUCUUGGAUGAUCCUAUUGUUAGUCGGGUGUUCGGUGACGCGGGAUUCCGGAGCGUGGACGUUAAGUUUGCCAUCCUCCGCCCCCCUCCGACCAUCCUCCGAUUUCCUCGCGCCGCCAAGUGUGCGCCGUUGUUCUUGUGCAAUUUCUCUGCCGGGGAUGGAUUUGAGGCGCCGGUCACUGCAAGGAGGAUCGCUUUUCCCUUUGCCCCUGAGGUCGGUCAGCUUUGUUCCGACGGCGGCGACGAGAACUGUCGCAGGAUUGGAGAUAUUCUAUCUCGGAAAGGAGGCGCAACGAACCCGAUGCUCAUAGGUGUUGGGGCCGCUGAGGCAGCCAAAGACUUCGCCCAGGCCGUUGAGCGGAAAAAUUGGGCGAUCUUGCCUCUGGAAAUUCGUGGAAUCGAACUCGUUAGCAUUGAGAAGUUGGUGGCUGAGUUCAGCACUGGACGCUGUGAGUUGUCUGCCGUCGAUGCUAGACUGAUGGAGUUGGAAAAGGAAGCGGCGAUGCCCGGAGUGGUGGUGAAUAUAGGAGAUUUGAAGGAGAUGGUGGACUGUAAAGCUGAAUGUGACGAGCACGAAAGGUGUUUGAUCUCUGAUCUCACAAGGUUGCUCGAGGUUUACCAAGGUAGGCUGUGGGUGAUGGCUUGGUCUGCGACAUAUGAAACGUACAUGAAGUUCCUGUCUAGGCAUCCAUUGUUGGAUAAAGAUUGGAACUUGCAGCUUUUGCCAAUCACUUCAGUGAGAAGUGGGAUGGGUUCAUCACUUCCUAGACCUCCCAGCAUGAUGGAAUCAUUUGUUCCGUUUGGAGGUUUUUUCCCUACGGCAUGCGAGUCUAAAGACAUUGGCAGCAGUGUUUCUCCACCAGCAUCCCGCUGUGAACUUUGUAAUGAUAAGUAUGAAGAAGAACUUUCCUUUCUUCUCAAGGGACAAUCAUCUUCAGUUUGUGAAAAGAAAAAAGAUACCUUGCCGUUUUGGCUUCAGAAAGCCAACACAACUGGCUUGAACAAUGAAUAUAAUGCAGCGCAGGCUAAAGACGAUAAUGGUUUAUUGAAUGCUAAAAGUAUGGAAUUGAAAAACAAGUGGAAUGAAGUGUGCCGGCAACUCCACAAUUGCCAUACAAGAAAAACUGUCAAUUACCCUGAAAUUCCUUGUACCACUUAUACUUCUAGUAUUUCUUACAAAAAUAGAGCCUCCAGUAAGGUUACUGAAAAACCUGAAGACUCUCAAACACUUGGCAAUUCACUAUCUAUCUCAGUAGGCACUCAGACAGUCACCAUGGCCAGCCAGAGUAUCUCAUUGCCUUUAGUCGUGGAAUCAAGAAAAAAUGACCUAUUGCCAAAACACCAGGUCAGACUUUCAAAAAGUGAACAGCUUCAGAGAGUGGAUCUCCCCUAUCACCAAGGUGAUGAACAUGCCUCCCCUUCCUCUAUAACAUCAGUUGCAACAAAUUUGGUUUUGGGUAACCUUCCUGAGCCUCUUUCAAAGGAGGAAAAACCUGCUAAGGAAGUUCAAAAAAGUAAUGUGGAGAAAAUUUCAAGUUGCUUACCCUCAGUUGAUACUGCCAAAAGAAAUGUAUCAGAUGUUCCUGUUGCAGAAUUUUCCUGCUCUAGCAUUAAAGAUUAUCAGGCAAAAAGUGUGUACCCAGUCAAUCCAAUCCACUCAUUUUCACAAGUCUCAAAUGGCCGUGCUUCUUCUUAUGACAAAUCCCCUUUGUUAGUCUCAUCCAGUAUAAUGCAAAAUAUUGACCUGAGUAGCUACAAAUCAUUUUGUAAAAGUCUCAUUGAUAAAGUUGGCCGACAAGAAGAAGCAGUUAUUGCUAUUAGCCAAGCCAUAUUUCGUUGUAAACUUGAUGAAAGGCGUCGUGGUAGACUGCGAAGGGACAUUUGGCUUAAUUUUCAUGGUCCAGAUAAGAUGGGUAAGAUGAGAGUAGCAGUAGCACUAUCAGAAUUAAUACAUGGAAGCAAAGAUAACCUUAUUUGCAUUGAUCUAAGUUAUGAGGACGGUGUUGCUCGACCCAGUAGCAUAUGUGCUCAACAAGGGGUAACUGAAAAAAAUGUUCAGUUCAGAGGAAAAUUGAAUGUUGAUCUUAUUGCUGAAGGGCUAAGCAAGAGAUCAUAUUCUGUUGUUUUCCUUGAAAAUGUAGAUAAAGCAGACUUUCUUGUUCAGCAAAGCUUAUCUCAGGCCAUCCAUACUGGAAAAUUUCCUGAUUCUCAUGGAAGGGAAUUUAGCAUAAACAAUGCCAUAUUUAUCCUGACUUGGGGCAGAACCAUAGACAAAAACUUAGCUCAGGGAGGAGAUUACAGUAGUUUCUACGAGGAGACUAUUCUGGCAGCUCAGUGUUGGCAGAUGAAGAUUUGCUUAGAAGCUUGUCGGGAGACUAAUAGCAGUAGUCCAAAAUCUAGUGCAGUCUCAUUUAUUUCUAUCCAAAAACACAGUACAAGUCAAGUAUAUUUACAAUCAUCUUCUUCAAGUAAGCGCAAAGUGGAUUUGUCUGAUGACUGUGAUAGGAGCUACAGAAAGUCCAUGUCCAGCAAAAGGACACACUCAAUGCCCAAGGGCUUCCUAGAUUUGAAUAUGCCUAUUGAAGAGGUUGAGACAGAAGAUGAUCAUAAUGAUUCUUCUAGUCUUAAAGAAAAUUAUACAUCUGACAACUCAGAGCCAUGGAUCAAAGAAUUCUGCGACCAGGUUGAUGCGACAGUGAACUUUACGGUUUUUGAUUUUGAUGCCCUUGCCAACAAUAUCUUGGAAGCUAUCAACAGAACCUUUCGAAGCACUCUUGGUUCAGAAUAUUUGCUGGAGAUUGAUCGAAAGGUCAUGGAGCUGCUACUUGCAGUCGCUUGGUCAUCAGAAGAUCGAGGGCCAUUAGAUAAUUGGUUUGAGCAGGUUCUCGGCAGGAGCUUCAGGAAGAUGAAGCACAAGAACAGCCAAUCAAAUAAUAACAUUCUUAAACUAGUUUGUGAGGAUGCACUUGUUGAGGAGCAUGCACCAGGAGUUCUUCUUCCCUCAAGAAUCAACAUCAAUUGACAAUUUAUUUUCCUUGAAACAUAGCAUGUAGAAUUCCUUUAUGGAAUAAACAAUGACCCUGUUGGUUAUUGAUCUUAUUGUUUUCAUGCAGCAUAAUCAGAUUAUCAUCUAUCUUGUAAAUUGAAAGCAGCCGAAAUUUGAGGGAAGUGGUUGUAGUUACCCAGAUAAACAUAGUGCUACUUUAUGUUGCUGAUUCUAAUGAGAGAAAAAAAAAGGAGCUAUUAUUGUUGCUUGACUAUGAUUGAUUCAAA
Molecule: messenger RNA, 3934 nt
Organism: Zingiber officinale
Lineage: Eukaryota; Viridiplantae; Streptophyta; Magnoliopsida; Zingiberales; Zingiberaceae
Product: protein DWARF 53-like
Exons: 3
Coding region: 129-3683 (1184 amino acids)
Molecular function (GO): ATP binding; ATP hydrolysis activity
Source: RefSeq, a predicted model, not a curated record